GUUACAUUUAUUUUAAUAACAAACAUUUCCAAUAUCUUUACGUAAAAUGUUACAAUCGAUUACAGGCGAACACAGCAUUCAUAAAUAAUAUUCUUUAAAUUAUCAAUUAAUAACACUAGCAAUGGAUAGCAUAUUUAAACCAGCCAUUUAUUUUUGAACGAUCAUUACUGUAGCUAACACUAAAUGUGUAGCACAUGUUUGAAUAACUAGUUUAAUAAGCAGCUGCUUUUAUUUUUUUCUCUGCCAUACUACAGACCAGUAGACGCCGCUUCCUACGAAAAUAAUAGCAUGUGGCGAUCGUACUGCCGUCCCUACAUCGACAAGCAUUGGACGUGUUUUGUAAUCAAACAUUAUAAUCAAAUAAAAAAUACUUUGUUAUCAAUAAAAUAGUAAAACUGUGCCGUAAUGAAGUGGGUGUUAUUAUUAAGUCUGAUAUAUUAUCUAAGUGAUGUGGAAGGUUUAAAAGUGUUGGUAUGUUACCCUUUACCCAUGAAGAGUAUAAGCAUUUUGGGACAAGCAGCAGUCAGGCAUCUGAUUGAAGCUGGACAUGAUGUAACAUACAUAACAGUGUAUCCACUGAACAUAAAAGCGAAAAAUCUCCGUCAAAUUGAUAUCAGCAGCAACACUGCUCUGUUGGCCAAUGACGAAACAAUGACAAUGGGAUACUUUCUCCAUAAUAAACUAGAAAGAAACCAUCCAUAUCAGCUUCAAAAAAUAGCUCUAGAAGCUGCUAGAAUGACUCUUAACCACGAAAACGUGAAGAAACUCCUGGAAGACCCGAAUGAGCGUUUUGACGUUAUCAUUGCCGACUUGAUUGAAUCAGAAGUGUACGCUGGAUUUUCCGUUUUAUACAACUGUCCCAUGGUAUGGCUCUACUCUAUGGGGGCGCAUUGGCAAGUACUGCGACUGAUAGACGUGGCUUCGAACCCUGCUUACGACCCGGACUACUUAUCACCAAACAUGCCUCCAUUCACAUUCGCACAAAGAGUGGAAGAACUGUGGUCGAGGAUUUAUUGGCAAUACCUUAAAACAUUCUACACGCAACCUGAGGAGCGCAAAAUAUACGAGGCAGUCUUUGGUCCUCUAGUAGCAAAACGUGGAAGAACGCUACCAGAUUAUGAAGAUGUCAUAUUUAAUGCGUCACUAAUACUCGCGAAUGAGCAUGACGCUACACUCAACCGAGCGAGUACACCACAGAACUUUAAGUACAUCGGUGGGUGCCAUAUUGAGGAACCUGUAAAGCCACUGCCAAAGGAUCUCCAAGACCUUAUAGAUAAUUCGAAGAAUGGCGUCAUAUAUUUCAGUAUGGGAUCGGUUCUACAAAGCAAGUCUUUACCAAAGGAACUAGUCACGGAAUUACUUCAGAUGUUUGGCGAAUUCAAACAAACAGUUAUUUGGAAAUUCGAGGAUAAUAGCUUAGUUAAUGUUCCAAAGAAUGUACGAAUCGUGAACUGGGCUCCACAGCAAAGUAUUUUAGCUCAUCCCAACGUCAGAAUGUUCAUCUCACAUGGAGGUCAACUAUCUUCUUUAGAAACCAUCCACUUUGGAAAGCCUAUCAUUGGAGUACCAGUAUUCUUCGACCAGUACACCAAUAUCUAUAAGGCAGUUCAAAAUGGAUAUGCUCUCAAAGUUCCGUUUUCCCAAAAUUUGCCAAAAGACUUGAAACCUGCCAUUAAUUUGAUGUUAACUGAUGAUCGUUACGCCAAUAAAGCCAAAGAGCUGUCUGCUCUUUACCACGAUCGUUUGACUGCACCUGGUGCAGUUUUUCUGCAUUGGGUGGAAUACGUAGUGCGCACACGCGGUGCUCAUCACCUGCGCUCUCCAGCACGCCACGUACCUUUAUACCAACGUCUUUAUCUCGAUCUCAUAGCUUUAAUCUUGACUAUUGUGUCUGUACUGAUUUAUAUUCUAAGUAAAAUAUGCAAAAAGAAACAUGUUAAAAGAAAUGAUCAGAAGAAAAGAAAUUGAUGUUUUAAAAAAAAGUGUGUCACAAGAUAGUGAUUAUGUAGAUAAUAUCUACCUGGAUUAUAGAUUGUACAUGGUUAAGAUUUGUCAUCAAAUUUUCUAGUUAUAAUACUCAUUGUACAGUUUUAUAGAAAACUAACAAUUAUAAUGGCUUACUCAUGUAACUAUUUGACGAGGAACUUGACUAGUUUCAAACCAUGUUAGAGGCUCGUAGUCCUUACAGCAUUCCGCAUUCCGCAACACACGGCGCGGCGAUUAUUGCAAUGAUGGGUGCAAGCCCAUAAUCAUUAAUUAAUUUAGUAUGACACGUUGGAGUUGGAGUCUGUCAGUGAACUUUUUGUUUUUGUUACAUUCGAAUAAAAUACUAGAAGUCUA
Messenger RNA from Spodoptera frugiperda (fall armyworm), 2340 nucleotides. Its product is annotated as UDP-glucosyltransferase 2. Lineage: Eukaryota; Metazoa; Arthropoda; Insecta; Lepidoptera; Noctuidae. The transcript has 8 exons. The record is from RefSeq and is a predicted model, not a curated record. Gene Ontology annotation, molecular function: UDP-glycosyltransferase activity. Bases 406 to 1968 code for a protein of 520 amino acids.